Molecule: messenger RNA, 3661 nt
Organism: Sorex fumeus (smoky shrew)
Lineage: Eukaryota; Metazoa; Chordata; Mammalia; Eulipotyphla; Soricidae
Gene: AHCYL1
Product: adenosylhomocysteinase like 1
Exons: 17
Coding region: 38-1630 (530 amino acids)
Biological process (GO): L-methionine cycle
Cellular component (GO): cytosol
Source: RefSeq, a predicted model, not a curated record
CGGGGCGGCGGGGCAGCGGCGGGCCGGCCGGCCGGGGAUGUCGAUGCCCGACGCGAUGCCGCUGCCCGGGGUCGGGGAGGAGCUGAAGCAGGCCAAGGAGAUCGAGGACGCCGAGAAGUACUCCUUCAUGGCCACCGUCACCAAGGCGCCCAAGAAGCAAAUCCAGUUUGCCGAUGACAUGCAGGAGUUCACCAAAUUUCCCACCAAGACUGGCCGCAGGUCUCUGUCUCGCUCCAUCUCGCAGUCCUCCACCGACAGCUACAGUUCAGCUGCAUCCUACACAGAUAGCUCUGACGAUGAAGUUUCCCCCCGAGAGAAACAGCAAACUAAUUCCAAGGGCAGCAGCAAUUUCUGUGUGAAGAACAUAAAGCAGGCAGAAUUUGGACGCCGGGAGAUCGAGAUUGCAGAGCAAGACAUGUCUGCUCUGAUUUCACUCAGGAAACGUGCUCAAGGGGAGAAGCCCUUGGCUGGUGCUAAAAUAGUGGGCUGCACACACAUCACAGCCCAGACUGCGGUGUUGAUUGAGACUCUGUGUGCACUGGGGGCUCAGUGCCGCUGGUCUGCUUGCAACAUCUACUCCACUCAGAAUGAAGUAGCUGCCGCUCUGGCUGAGGCCGGAGUUGCAGUGUUUGCUUGGAAGGGCGAGUCGGAAGAUGACUUCUGGUGGUGUAUUGACCGCUGUGUGAACAUGGAUGGGUGGCAAGCCAACAUGAUCCUGGAUGAUGGGGGAGACUUAACCCACUGGGUUUAUAAGAAGUACCCAAACGUGUUUAAGAAGAUCCGAGGCAUUGUGGAAGAGAGCGUGACUGGUGUUCACAGGCUCUAUCAGCUCUCCAAAGCAGGGAAGCUCUGUGUUCCAGCCAUGAACGUCAAUGAUUCUGUUACCAAACAGAAGUUUGAUAACCUAUAUUGCUGCCGAGAAUCCAUUUUGGAUGGCUUGAAGAGGACCACAGAUGUGAUGUUUGGUGGGAAACAAGUGGUGGUGUGUGGCUAUGGUGAGGUGGGAAAGGGUUGCUGUGCUGCUCUCAAAGCCCUCGGAGCCAUCGUCUACAUCACAGAGAUUGACCCCAUAUGUGCGCUGCAGGCCUGCAUGGAUGGGUUCAGGGUGGUAAAGCUAAAUGAAGUUAUCCGGCAAGUGGAUGUCGUAAUAACUUGCACAGGAAAUAAAAACGUAGUAACACGGGAGCACUUGGACCGCAUGAAGAACAGUUGUAUCGUGUGCAAUAUGGGCCACUCCAACACGGAAAUUGAUGUUACUAGCCUCCGCACGCCAGAGCUGACCUGGGAGCGAGUCCGUUCUCAGGUGGACCAUGUCAUCUGGCCGGACGGCAAGCGCGUCGUCCUGCUGGCAGAGGGGCGGCUGCUCAACCUGAGCUGCUCCACUGUUCCCACCUUUGUUCUGUCCAUCACAGCCACCACCCAGGCUUUGGCACUGAUAGAACUCUAUAACGCACCUGAGGGACGGUACAAACAAGAUGUAUACUUGCUUCCUAAGAAAAUGGAUGAAUACGUUGCCAGCUUGCACCUGCCAUCAUUUGAUGCCCACCUGACAGAAUUGACAGAUGACCAAGCAAAAUAUCUGGGACUCAACAAAAAUGGGCCAUUCAAACCCAAUUAUUACAGAUACUAAUGGACCAUAUUACUGAGGACCAGUCUACAUGAACCACGCAACUCUAUAAGAAAUAUUUUUAAAAACAACUUUUAUUUUCUUCUUACUCCUUUCUUUCCUCUUGAUUUGUUUUCCUAUCAUUUCAUCCUUGUUUUUUCCAUCUCACUGUCCAAAUUCUACAGACCACACAGGAACCUGCUUCAUGGCUCUUUAGAUGGAACUGGUUCAAGGUUCCUUACCCUAGUCCUUAAGAAGGAUUUCACUCUCCCAGUCCAGAAAGAUGAUCCAUUCUUUCCUAUUUCUGCGGAUUUCAAUCUUAAUGGGGUACCUUAUUAAGCAGAAACAUAAAGGCACCUUCUGUGUGGAACGACCUGCAGUGUCUACACUUGCCAUAGAAGGGCCCGUUUCUUAGCUGCUAUCAGCGUUCUUCUCUUCGGAGGAGGAGCAGGGAUGGGACCUGCCUUCUAGGUAGGUCAGAUUAGGUGGUGCGCGUUCAUUUCCCCUGGAUGUUCCAAGCCCCGUUUCCUGUGAGAAGGUGAUCUGUCUGGUUCCGAGAUGGGUAAUAGUGUUUCUUAUGAUUCAUUAGGGCUACUUGGACAUAGUACAGCCCUUCCACACUUUCCAGCACACAUUUUCAUUUUUUCAGGUUUUGUGACCAGACCACUCUUACUAGAUUGAAUUUUGAUCCUUAGCAUUUAUUUCUGUUGUACCCAAAAGAAAUUCUUUUUAAGACAGAUUUUAUUGUUGACACUGAGGAACUACUCGGUGAUUGUGAUCAGUUUCUCUUUUGAACCUUUGGAGCUUAGAGUGCGAGGAAGGUCCAGAAAAAUGCUGGGCUCACACUCUGAUCCAGUCUCAUUUCUAGCCCAUAGUUUAUAGCAACCAUCAGCUGGGCCCGCAAGAGCAAGUUCAGUCAGAUCUGCCCCAUAAAGCUUCUGCUGAAGUCAAAUUCCUUGAGCCAUUAUUUGGUGUAAAGCACUGAGCUCGAUCUUUAGGAUUUAUCCUUUAAGUGCAAAUUUCUGAUCAGCUAUGCUUCUGCAAACCUAAAAUAUUUAAAGGAAGAUAGAUGUAAUGGGAAAGAGAAGGCACAAUUGGGCCAGGCUGAGGGUUCGCUAGUUCCAUAGAACUUUUCCGGGACUUAAGUCCCUAUGUUAACAUUUGUCUUAGAGAAGUGGUACUGUUUUGGGGUUUGGGGGGAGGGGGGUUCUUUUUUUUUUCUUUUUCUUUUUUUUUAAAUCACAAAAAGGCUUAUGAACCUAGAUCUGAAAGGCAGUUUGUGCAUAGAGACAGUCCCGGCUGUGGCCUGGCUCUGUUCUGGAGGAAGCCAGAGAGGCUCUCUCACACCUGCGCGCUGUGUUCCUGUGCCACGCACCCUGCUCACCAGCGUUUCCGCAUGGUCUGAUGAGCGCUGAAUACAUAAUCACCCAGGAUCUAAGCACUCAACUUGUUCUAACUUGUGACCCUUCAGCGUUGAGUCAGGCAUUAAUGCCAGGUACUAGAACUUUUUGUUUCUCUCUUACCACUGAGCAGAGAGAGACCUUAGAAGCAGAAAUCCACGAAAGGAAAGCCUUCACCCUGUUAGAUGCCUUGCAGGGGACAACAGUCUUGCCAAAUUUUUUUCCCCUUUCCAGUUCACCCACCCUUGCCAAUGUGACCAUGCUUUCUUCUCUGUAAAUCCUAACAGUUCAAGCCCUUUUCCCAGGGCAUGUAACCAGCCAAUCGGAACACCAUAUACUUGUCGGUGAGGUAACCUGGCCAGCAGUGGUCUCUAUCGGGUCAGCUCUGGCGGAGGGAAGGACCCUGGUCCUGCUGCCCUCUGGCCUGCCUCCUGCUCCCACGUCUACUACUGUGUCCACAGAAGUGAUGGGGUAGGGCUCCAUCUCUGUCAAGCCAUGGAACAAAGGACACUGGGAAGAUAUCUGGCAUCAGAGGAAGCGUGUGCAGAGCAACUUGGGAGGAACAAGUUUAUUUUAUAUUGAAUGAUUUUUAAUGAAUGCAAUAUUAAUCCUUGCAGAUGAGCAAUAAUCAUUAAAGUCAAUUAAAAUGAUAAGA